AUGCGAAGAACAGUAGAUCAGUGUUCUGCCGAUAUCAUUCUAGCACCAUCAGGACACCCCUUGACCGAUCUCGAGUACGCUGACGAUGUUGAUGUAUUUGCGGAAAGCAGUACGAAACUUCAAUAUGUUCUCAACCUUGUAUCGAAGCUGGCUGCAGCCUAUGGACUACGUUUACGCCCUGAAAAAUGCAAGCAGAUGUGGAUCUCUUUGAGACCUCGAACGGGAAUCAGGGUGAACGGACAACCGAUAGAACUCUUCGAUGAGUUCUGUUACCAGCUACGAGAGAGAUGUUCAGCAAAGAUGCGCUAA
Molecule: messenger RNA, 309 nt
Organism: Necator americanus (New World hookworm)
Lineage: Eukaryota; Metazoa; Nematoda; Chromadorea; Rhabditida; Ancylostomatidae
Exons: 1
Coding region: 1-309 (102 amino acids)
Source: RefSeq, a predicted model, not a curated record